AUGUCCGAGCCAGCCGCUUCGACUUCAGAGGCUUCUGAGCCGGAAGUAAAGGAAGAAGAGGAGCCAAAGAAGAAAAUGCCAACAAUUGACGACUUCAAGCCGCCGCACGUGCCUCGACACAUCUUGUUGCGCGAGGAUGCGAAGGCGCGGUUAGCUCAGUGUAUUCGCCCGAGCAGCGGCCGAAUGACGCCCCAACUUGUCGCCCAGAUGAACGAGCUUUUUCCGACGGAACAGUCGUUGAAUCAGCUCGACACCGUCAUUUCCGCCGUUGACCGCCAGAUUGUCGAUAUUGAGAACGAGCUCGCCGAUAUGGUCGAAAAACAAGCCGAGGUUGAGCAAGAGUCCCAGCAAGCGUUGCAACAGGUCGUUGCCGCUAUGGGGCGCCUACAGACCAAAAUCGAGCUGAUACGUGAAAAGAGCCGUUCUUCCGAUCAGGUUGUCCGCGAAAUGACGCGCGACAUCCACCAACUCGACGUCGUCAAGCGCAAUUUGACGUCCUCCAUCACCACGCUCCACCAUUUGCACAUUCUGCUAAACGGCGUGGAUUCGCUUAGCAAUUGGAUCGCGAAGAAAGACUACGCGUCGAUCGCACGGGACCUUCCAGCUGUGCUGAACGUGCUGCAGUUGUUCGAUAAUUAUAAAGACAACGAGCAAAUCCGCAGCAUCUCGGAGCAGUUGGACAAGCUGAAGCACACCCUCACGCUGCAGCUGGCCGGCGAUAUGAAGGCGGCUUUCCAGGCCGGAAUUUUGAACGAGGAAGUGACGAACAUGUGCCGAGUGGCCGCCGCGCUCGAGGGAAAUGUGAAGGAGAAUUUUUGCCGAUGGUUUAUUGAUCGACAGCUCAGCGAAUACGGGGUACUCUACGCCGAAAAUGAGGAAGCCGCCUGGUUGGACAAGAUUGAGGACAGAUACAAAUGGUACGUGCACAAACUACUGGACUUUGAACGCACCGGUCUCGCCGCCAUCUUCCCCGCCGACUGGGAGAUGGGCAGGCUGAUGACGCAGCAAUUUUGUGCGAUGACUAGAGAAAUUUUCGGGAAGAUGCUGACGCGCCGACGACGUGAUUUGGACUGGAAAUUGCUUGGCAACGCCAUCCAGCACACCAAGAUGUUCGAGUCAUUGCUGGUGAAGCGCUUCCCGUCCAAGGGCGACCACAAUUUUGACAAGGCCAUCUGGCAAGUGUUCGACCCGUUCCUCGACGUGUUCGUCGCCGCGCAAGAAAAGACGCUGAAGGAGUUCGUGCACGGAUGCGCUGGAAAAAUUCGGAGCGGAACCGAAGGCCCCACCCGCGAAACUUGCGUCCACGCCGUCCCCCUGCCCUCCUCGGCCGACCUGUUCCUGCUGCUGAAGAAAGUGAUCACCGAGAGCAGCAAGUUGAGCAGCCAACAGGAUGCGUUAUUGAAAGACAUUGUCGGCGUCAUCCGGGGCUGCCUGCGCAAUUUUGCCCACAACUGCUUGACCGCUUUCUUGCCCCAGCAGCCCGUCAGCCAGUCCACGAUCGCCACGGCGGCGAACUUGUUCAACUUGAUCCGGGAGGAGGCGGCGCCGGUUAGGCUAACCCCCGAUCAACUCUUCAUGACCUGCUGCAUCUUAGCGACGGCCGACUGGUGCGCCGAGACGACGAUCCAGCUCCAGGAGAAGCUCGUCCAGAGACUUCCGACAUGUGACCUGUCGCAAGAGACAGAGACGUUCUACUGCAUCGCCAACUCGGCCAUCGCCGCCUUGGUCGGCGACUCGGAGAGCGCCUGCGAUGCCGCCAUUCAGGCGAUGAUCAAGACCAAUUGGCUUGGAAUCGAUAAUGUCGGCGAUGAGUCGCCGUUCGUUGGAUCCAUCCGGAAUCAUCUGCGCCAAACCGUGCCCAACAUUCGAGAUUUGCUGAGCGAUAGGCGCAAAUACUUUGCUCACUUCUGCCUGAAGCUCGCCACGCAGUUGUCGCAAAAGUUUGUCGCCUCGAUUUUCCGAUGCAAACCGCUGUCCGUUCAUGGUGCCGAGCAGCUCCUUCUCGACACGCACGCCCUGAAGACGUUCCUCCUGACGCUACCCUCGGUGGAGAGCCAGGUUCAAACGAAACCCCCCGGUGCCUACACGAAUGCCGUCAACACAGCGUUUACGAAGGCCGAGAUGGUGCUCAAGAUUGUAAUGCACGACACGUCGGCCACCGAGCAGUUCGUGCUCACCUACUGCAGCCUGUUGCCGCAGAGUGACGUACUCGAAAUGAAGGGCGUACGCCGCUCCGACCAGACCCCAAUCGUCACCGCGUUCCGCGCUCACCUCGGCAUCGAGGAGCCCCCAGCACCGACCCAAGCCCGCACCGCGACCGAGAUGCUCUCGUCGGUCGUCUCCGGAGCCGCGCAGUUGACCGCCGAGUCGAGUCUGCUCGACAAAAUUGUCCGAAAAUAC
This is a messenger RNA of Mesorhabditis spiculigera, 2400 nucleotides long. Lineage: Eukaryota; Metazoa; Nematoda; Chromadorea; Rhabditida; Rhabditidae. The record is from the annotation of a GenBank genome assembly.